AUGUCUGAACUAUUUAACCCAAUCGGCGAGAAAGUCGAGAAGGCGGUGCCUAUCUCAGAUGCAAACAACACAAAUGAAGAAGUCCCAGAGGGCGACGAGAGAGUAGUUGACGAGGUCGAGUCUCUGUGCAUGAGCUGCGGCGAGAACGGGACGACGCGCAUCCUCUUGACCAGCAUCCCGUAUUUCCGCGAAGUGAUUCUAAUGUCCUUUGCGUGCGACAAAUGCGGUUACCACAACAACGAGGUGCAGUCCGCCGGCACCAUGCAGCUGAAGGGCGUGCACUACGAGCUUCGCCUGACCUCGAUGAGCGACUUUGACCGCCAAGUUGUCAAGUCUGACACGGCAACAGUGAAGUUUAUCGAACUGGAUGUUGAGGUGCCCGCCGGCAGAGGGCAGCUUACCGACGUCGAGGGCCUGCUGUCCACAAUCGUCUCGGACCUCGAAGACGGACAAGAGACGCGCAAGGACCAAUCACCCGAAGUCUACACCAAGCUCGAGGCGGUCAUCGCCAAGGGCAAGCAAAUGCUGGCAGGCAAGGCGUUUCCGUUCCGUGUCUCGCUUGACGACCCAAGCGGCAACUCGUUUAUAACACCAGACAUGCGAGACGGCGUGGGCAAGUGGGAGAAGCGCGAGUACCUCCGAACUUCCGAGCAAAACGAAGCCCUCGGGCUCGCAGAUACGGCCACUGAGGGGCUUGACGAGGAUGGGAACAUCAUUCCCGAUCAAGUAUACGAGUUCCCUGCGGCGUGCCCGGGCUGCAUGCACCCGUGCACCACCAACAUGCAGAUGGUGGACAUUCCACAUUUCCGUCAGGUCAUCAUCAUGAGCACCAACUGCCAGGACUGUGGUUACAAAUCUAACGAUGUCAAGACAGGCGGUGAAAUCCCAGAGAAGGGUGUAAAGACAACGCUCAAAGUCAAGACGCCAAUCGACAUGGCCCGCGACAUUCUCAAGAGCGAGAGCUGUGCUCUCGAGGUGCCCGAGCUCGAUCUCUCAGUUAAUGCAGGAACGCUUGGCGGGCGCUUCACCACUGUCGAAGGGCUGCUCACGCAAGUCCGGAACGACCUCCAUAGCCAAAUAUUCCAGGGCGGGGACCAUAGCGGCGAUUCCUUGCGGUCCGAGGAGCGGGCACGGUGGGAUACCUUCUUCAAGGGCCUAGACGAGGCUAUCAAGAGUGAGCGCGAGUUUACUGUAAUACUCACGGAUCCGCUAGCGCAAAGCUAUGUACAGAGUCUUGCGGACGAUCCGGCAAAGCCCGACGACCAGAUGACGGUGGAGGAGUACGAGCGGACACCCGAGGAAGAGGAAGAGCUAGGCCUAGCAGACAUGAAGGUAGAGGGGUACGAGGAAAACGCCGAGCCGAAGGAAUGA
Messenger RNA from Lasiosphaeria miniovina, 1371 nucleotides. Its product is annotated as ZPR1 zinc-finger domain-containing protein. NCBI's taxonomy places the organism in Eukaryota, Fungi, Ascomycota, Sordariomycetes, Sordariales, Lasiosphaeriaceae. The coding region runs from base 1 to 1371 and encodes 456 amino acids. Gene Ontology annotation, molecular function: zinc ion binding. The transcript has 2 exons. The record is from RefSeq and is a predicted model, not a curated record. Gene Ontology annotation, cellular component: cytoplasm; nucleus.